Messenger RNA from Phytomonas sp. Hart1, 2547 nucleotides. NCBI's taxonomy places the organism in Eukaryota, Euglenozoa, Kinetoplastea, Trypanosomatida, Trypanosomatidae. The record is from the annotation of a GenBank genome assembly.
AUGUUUGACAGAAAACAAGAAGUGACAUCGGGUUAUGAGCGGGAUUCAAAAGAAGUCGUUGAGGGAACCGACGGCGCGCACGCGGAAGGGUACGCGCCGGAGUCGUCGGUGGAGCAGACCCACGAACAUGCGAUUCCUAACCACACCGCGGCUAACCGAGAAGAAUCUAACAACGCCGUCGUGGCUGCCGAUCAUUUCGACCCAACAACGGAGCAGGUUUAUUAUUACCAGGAUGAGGAUGGUAAUUAUUAUUGCUAUACCAGCCCACCGGUAGAGCCUGGGAAUGAGAUAUGCGAUAGUGCCCCUGCCUAUGUUGCGCCUGAGAAUUUGUCUAAAUAUCAGGAGUAUAUAAACUGGAAACCGCGCAAAUAUGGCCUUUUCAUUGAUCUUAUAGUCUAUACCUUUACAUCCAUUCUGUUUAAGCUCUAUCUUACGAUUCUUCUUUAUUCUGCGGGAGUGCUUAUUACUCUAAUAGGAUGGAACUAUACCUUUUCUGUGCUCUACCAUAUUUACAACCCACCCUUCAAAGACAAUGAAACCAUGCAAGUGAUUUGUUACUUGUCGAUCUUCUUUUAUCUGACCUUUGCCAUAGUAAAUAUCAUUUGUGUGUUGUUAGACAUGUUUAAAAAUAUUUGGGUGCUAAACUUUGAGGAUAUCCAAUUUUGGGGGAUGUCUCACAAGAGUAUCUCAAAGCAGGGUCCGCCAUAUUUGGUGUACCUCACAAUUUUUACCGCAACGGUUAUCGUACCCCUCAUAUGGAGUAUGAUUGAUGCCGCUCGAAACAAUAAUACAGUACUGUAUUGGCUACAGUGCUACGCGGCUGUUGCGGUUAUUGUUACCAUAUUUGUAGUGUUGAUGUGUUAUGCGUGGUUCUACUGGCGGUCCAUAGUGUACAAAGGGUCCGCUUUACAGAAUUACACGAAUUGGGACGAAUUCCCCCAUCACAAAGAGACGUAUGGGUAUCAUCCCGAGAAAAAGAGAAAAGCUCACUGGUAUAAUGCUCGGACCGUACUCGAGGAAUUCGGUUUAGACAAAGCGUCUGUGAGGUGCGAUUCGUUCGUCUUCACGGUUGGGUGCAUUCCAUUUUUUACCAUUUGUGCUGUACAGGCCUUAAGCACUUACACCGGGGAUCCUUCGGUGCGGUGGGGCAUGAUCGGUUCCUUGGCACUGGUCGGUAUCUAUACCCUCACUUGGCUCUCUUUAUUUCGACGAAAAAACUACUUGUAUGUUUACACGUCAUUAUCUCUAAAUUUCUGUUUCCUUGGCCUUGGCAUAGUUGGGGGCCUUAGCACCACAAAUCCAUUCUUGGGUGCAAUCGUAUGUUUGCUUUGGUUUCUAUCCCAAUACAUGCUGAUUCGUAGACGGACAUACGCACUGUCUGAUAAGGAGCUGCGCAAAAUGCUUGAAAUUCCGCUUGAUUAUCAACUGGACGAGACGAAACAGGAAGCAAAGAUGAAAUCCUAUUUUUUUUCCUGUAUUGACAUCAUUUUAGAUUAUAUCAGCUGCUUAAGCGAGAAUAUAAACUUUCAGCACAAGCAUCCUGAUGUGCACGCUGCGGAGGAAAGUAUUAGCGUUGCACGAGUGGCCCUGAGAAGCGAUCAAAAAGUUCUUCUACUGUGGUGGUUUUUUGUCUUGUUUGGUGUGGCAUUUGUCAUUGGGAUUGGAAAUGAAGUUCGGUAUAUUCCCGAUGGGAAUAUCGCGCUACUAGCGAGUACAGCACAAGCGGGGACUAAUCCAAAUUCUGCUAUAUGUCAAAUAGUAUACAAUAGGAACGGCGCUGUUCCUCUCAAAGUCUACGAUUUAGCGUUAUUAAGCGCAUUAUCUUUCACUUAUUCUACGUUCAGUGACCAGGACUUUGCCACGUGGUUCUCACAUCAGAAAGACUUUACGCGCAUACAUCCUCAGAAGUUCCCUCCUACACUUAACUAUGAAACGGAUGGUACGGCUAUUCGCUAUUCCGUUUAUGAAGACAAAUCAUCGGGGUUUUAUGUUAUCACGCUCAACUCCAAUAGUAGAGGUCUGUCUAUUUUUCGGGACAUCAAUGAUUGGGGGGAGUCGAUUAUCCUGAGAGUUGCGGGUGCUGUUACUCCGUUAAUAAGCCUUUGGCCAGAUAGCUAUAAAAAAAGCUUUGUUCAGAACACAAAAUUAUUCAAAGAUUGGUUAUCGCACUCAAAAGACCUUGAUAACGUGAAAAAGGCUAUCGAAAUUUUCAUUCAGAAGGGGCUUAAAAAUAACGUUCUCUUGGUGGGUGAGCAAUUCAACGGGGGCUACGUAAAACUGCUCUCAGACGAAUACGGCAUCCCUUUUUUUGUCUUUAAUCCUCCUGGUGUAGGAUAUAAACUUUCAUCUAUCCUCAAUGGCACCCAAAUGUCAGCAGUGCGGGGGUUGUGGUCGUACGUGGAUUCCAUCGAAGAUUCUGAUGCAGUUAUACAUUAUUCAUGUGAUAACUCCCAUUCAUCGAAUUAUUGCAUCCGUAUAACCGCUGUAAUUGAUUACAUUUACAAGCUUUGCGGUGAUCCUUACAAGAGGAUCAUUCACAAUAUUUAG